This is a messenger RNA of Plasmodium reichenowi, 821 nucleotides long. Its product is annotated as surface-associated interspersed protein 1.1 (SURFIN 1.1). The transcript has a single exon. NCBI's taxonomy places the organism in Eukaryota, Apicomplexa, Aconoidasida, Haemosporida, Plasmodiidae. The record is from RefSeq and is a predicted model, not a curated record. The annotation marks the transcript as partial.
AAAAAAGAACAAUAUAUGAAGAACAUGAAGAUGAUGAAAGUGAUGAUAAAGGAGAUGACGAUGAUUAUGAUGAUAAAGUAGAUGACGAUGAUUGUGAUUAUAAUGAAUUAAAUAAAAGUGGAGUGAUUUUACCAUAUGAGAAAGAAAAGGACGAUGUUUACAAAAUAGAAGAUCAGCAUGAAUGGGUUGAUAAUGGAAAAAUAGAAAAAGACAAAAGUAAAUAUAUAAAUUUGGAACAUACAAGUGACGAACAUAUAUAUGAUUAUUAUAAUAUACAUGAUGAUGAAGCUAUAAAAAUUGUUGAUGUAGAGAGAAUAAUAAAAGAAAAGAAAGAAAGAUGGAAGUGGAAAACUAUAAUAGAGAUUCAAAUGGCUGUCAUUGAAGAGAUACAAAAUGAAGAAUGGGAAAUGAAGAAGGAAGAUUUUUUAUUUAUAUGUAUAAACGAAUUUGUGAAUGAUAAGGAUAGGAAAUGUUUAUAUAACGAAGACGACGAUUUCAAUAGUACAGAAGUUAUGAUAAAAGGACAACGUUUCUUAUGGAAUAGAUGGAUGGAAAGACAAACAUAUAUUCUAGAUAAAUGGAAAGAAGAAGAAUCAUUUAUGUAUUUAAAAAAUGAUUGGAAGAGAGAAGAAGAUGAAUAUAUGAAAAAAAUAUACAAAGAGUUGUUGAUUAGUUUGAGGGGUGAUACAUAUAAUAUGUCACAGAAACAGAAGCUUAUUUGGAGAAGGUGGGUAGCAAAACAUCCAUAUAGAAUAAGAGAAAAAACGAUUGGUGAAUGGUUUGAUAAAUUAUUUGAAGAAAUAAAUAAAAAUGGUAUAAUA